This is a messenger RNA of Aspergillus saccharolyticus JOP 1030-1, 525 nucleotides long. RefSeq lists its product as uncharacterized. The record is from RefSeq and is a predicted model, not a curated record. Lineage: Eukaryota; Fungi; Ascomycota; Eurotiomycetes; Eurotiales; Aspergillaceae. Bases 279 to 443 code for a protein of 54 amino acids. The transcript is spliced from 3 exons.
CCAGAGAACGGUGUCUAACAGUAGACCAGAGUUCUAUCUAUCAACCACCACAAACAAAGAACACCUGAGUCAUGUCUCCUGCCAGGUGGCCAACUCAAGGGUACAAAGUAUCUGUACAGUCCGGCAAAUAGCCGCUAGCGGCUAUGUACGGUCUCUGAGUGGGUGCUGGGUAUUGGGAUUACCAUCAAUGACAGCCGCAAAUUGCAACCCGAACCCUUGUUUGCCUUUCUUUGUCGGGGCGAAUCGAGUUGGCGGUUGCUGUGCGUCUGAGAGGGUCGAUGGCGUUUGAUCUGCGGGUUCUGUGGUUAGGCUUUUCUUUUGGGUGGAUUGAUGUGCUUUCAAUUGUGGGUUUGUUUCGCGAGGUUGACUUUAAGUGGUCUUGUCCUAGGGAUCGACUAUUUUCCCCAGGGAGUAUAGAGCUUAGAGAUGCACGAUAUGUUUAGAUCGAUGCUGUGCCCUGUCCAGCCUCUCUCGAAAGUGUAUGAAUACGAUAUAGUACUAAAUUUAAGACUUGGUUGAUAUCUU